This is a messenger RNA of Punica granatum (pomegranate), 477 nucleotides long. The record is from RefSeq and is a predicted model, not a curated record. Lineage: Eukaryota; Viridiplantae; Streptophyta; Magnoliopsida; Myrtales; Lythraceae.
AUGUCGUGGGUCAUGCUAUGCGCUGCGCUUGCUUUGGUCCUGGAAGGUGUACAGGCGACUGCGACGAGUAGUAGCAGCACAUGGGUUGCUGAUCAUAACAAUGCUACGAAUGCCUCGUUAACAGUGUCGAAAUGGUGGAGGCGGAGGGACCCGGAUGACCCGCGAGCUCAAGGGUGCCAGAAACGGCCGUGGAUAUGCAAUCAGGGCCAGGUCCCACCUUUCCGGAUGCGAUGCUGCAGGAACCGGUGCGUCGAUAUCCUUUCCGACCCAAACCACUGCGGGCAGUGCCUGAUAAGGUGCCCCUACACCUGGCAGUGCUGCUUCGGCCUAUGCAGGAACAUCAACAGGAACCCAUUGCACUGCGGGAAGUGCUUCAACCGGUGCCCUUUUGGGGUGCGUAUUGUUUAUGGCUCUCAUGUCAUGCUAAGACAAGAAGCUGGAAGAUUAUGGUACCUGUGUAACUGUGUGUUAAAGUAA